AUAAGCUUUCAUAGGGUGACUGGCGGCUCGAAGGACAGGGCACAUUUAAAAAGGCUGUUGUCACUUGAGGCCAGUCAUUGGAGGGUGAAUGACAAAGAUGACUCGUCUGAUGCUUCUCUUUAUGUGGGUUGGUGUCACAGGGAGCACAGUGCUGGAUCUGCAGAAGAGAAUCAUUGGCGGUCAACUGUGUCAACCAAAUGAUCGUCUGUAUCACGUGAAAUUAAUAGUAAGGAAUGGUAACAAUGGCAUCUUCUGUGGUGGCUCUCUGAUCACUGACCAGUGGAUUCUGACAGCAGCUCACUGCUGGAAAGCGGGAUGGACUAUGUAUGCAGUUUUAGGUGUGCAUCCAGGUCCAGGACAACAAGUGAAAAUCACAGCACCACCUGAGAUCUAUACAGAUAAAGACAGCAACAACAACCUCCGGUCCCAUGACAUCAUGCUACUGAGACUACCUAGGCCCACUCAGAUUCGACCUAUAGCUCUUCCCAACUGUCAACGUCGUCCUAAAUUGGGGAGGAAAGUUAAUAUUGCAGGUCACGCUGCCACUACUGGAGGCCCUAAUAAGGAAAGAACGCCCGGUGAAUCAACUACUCUCCAAUGUGCAGACAUUGACAUUGUCGACUGUCAGGGACUCAGAAACCAUUUGAAAAACACGAAACCCUUUUUCUACAAUGAAGUGGUGUAUCAACACUGGUUCUGUGGCCAGAGUCCUGGAGUGGAUGUGUGUUCUGGUGACUCUGGUGGAGGAGUGGUAUAUCAGAACAAAAUCUACGGUGUCAUAUCUUUCACUGGUGAUAUACACAAUAUAUGUACUCAACCAGCUGCAUUUGUGGACAUCUGCAAUCAACAAUACAUGCAAUGGAUCAAAGAUACAGCUGAGAUAUCACAGAGAGGGUGUGGUCUAUUUUGUGGCUAACUGGAAACAGGUCGACUUGUAUAAUAAACAAUGAGAUUUCAGCUCUACAAGAAACCAUAAGUGAUUUCCUUGUGAUUUUAUACUGUUAUGUUUUCACAGAAAUAGAAAACAGUGUUUGUCGAAAUGAUUUGGGUAUGAAGGUGAAAACCAUUGCAUAGAGCUAAAGAAGAAAUAAAAACAUGCACCUUUUCUAGUGAGGUGUUGGCUUGCAGGUAGACAUCCCACAAAGAGGGAAGAGCUGGAGUAAAGUUUGUUUCAUGGGUCCACUUUGUUUUAAAGGAAUUGACUCAGAGUCCAAAUUAAGUAGUACUUUGGUCUAUUAGGGACUGGUUUUGUUAGCACAGAUCUCUGGGUGUGACAUUAUGUCCAAUAGCCCAAUUUAUGGAUCAAAAUGCACCCAGAAUUGAAUUAAAUUGAAUUGGAUUAUUCAAAACAACAUGCCCAUUUGUUGUCUUAUCCAUGAACCAAUUAUCAGUUGAUGAUUUCCUGUACAUGAAGUACAUUGGUACUGAACAAUAUGAAAGUAAUUCCUAAGAAUUAACAUUUCAGCACAUAUUUUGUAAAAGCCAUCUAGUAAGUCAUCCAAAUAAUGUACUGAGAGAAAAGAAUAUGUGAUUCAAGUCAGUGAGCUCUCAGGGCAAUGAGUGCCUCUAAUUUAAUUUCAUUGUAAUUUCCCUGCUAUCUCUUUACGAGGGAAGAAAAUGUUGACAAAAGAUCUAAACUUUGCAUAAAUGUGUUAGAGCUUUGCAGCCAAUGGGGUUGAGUUGAUAAGCCUUUAUGAGGUAGUUGGAUAGCUGCUGCUGUUAUCAGAGGGUGAAUGACAGCGAUGGCUCGUCCAGUGCUUCUCCUUUUUCUGUGGGUCGGUGAGUGUUAAAAAAGCCUAUCUACUUUGUAGUUCACACUAUACCUUAAUAUUUUUGAAUAUCAUGUAUUUUGAAAUUAUAUGUCUAGCUAAUCCAUUACAUACACUUGUUGUCGUGCCUCUCACUCUCCCUGUCCCUGGUGCUAGCAAUGUGUGCAUUUGUUUGUUUGGGAGGUUAUCUUGAAAGUUACUUCAUUGGUUUAAAUUGCAUCACACCUUAAAGGUACCCUGUCAAGUGUUUGUGUUUGUUUGUGGUGAGUGCAACGGAACAACAUUUUUAGGUAUGGGUCCACAGGGCACCCUUAAGAUAGAUUUAUUGUUGUACUUUAAGGCUCCAUAGCGCCCUCUCUCUGUUGUAGUAAAUGAAAGAACAUACACACAGCAA
This is a messenger RNA of Micropterus salmoides (largemouth bass), 2163 nucleotides long. Its product is annotated as kallikrein-8-like. Bases 89 to 916 code for a protein of 275 amino acids. Gene Ontology annotation, biological process: proteolysis. Gene Ontology annotation, molecular function: serine-type endopeptidase activity. NCBI's taxonomy places the organism in Eukaryota, Metazoa, Chordata, Actinopteri, Centrarchiformes, Centrarchidae. The record is from RefSeq and is a predicted model, not a curated record. The transcript is spliced from 6 exons.